This is a messenger RNA of Boeremia exigua, 775 nucleotides long. RefSeq lists its product as uncharacterized. The record is from RefSeq and is a predicted model, not a curated record. Bases 22 to 753 code for a protein of 243 amino acids. Gene Ontology annotation, cellular component: ascospore wall; lipid droplet; prospore membrane. Lineage: Eukaryota; Fungi; Ascomycota; Dothideomycetes; Pleosporales; Didymellaceae. The transcript is spliced from 2 exons.
GCCUGACCAAACAUCACCAACAUGCCUCAACGACCGCGGCAGUCUGCUCUUGCCAACGUACCGAGGGUUGUCAUUCGCCCAGCAUGGGAUAACAUGAUCGCUGUAUUGUAUCUGCCAAAGGGCAUCUUGUUCUUCAUCACGCACCCGUAUCUCUAUCCGAUGCUCAAGACUCGUCUUUUGCCUGCCUUUCUGCUCAGUACAUUCGUCUUGCUGAACCUGUUCUUCUGGACCUAUCUGCCACAAGUGGCGUUCCUUUCGAUAUUCCACAAGGGUGGCAGUGCAUGGGUGAAUGGCACAUUUCUAGUCCUUGGUGAGGGUGCAGCUGUGGUGGCUAUUUUGUUUGAAUCUUUCUUGGUGGACGAAACUCAAGUGGACAUCUUCGAUGCGGUUAUGAUUCAUAAAGGUUAUGAAGACCUUAUACGCCAGCACCGUCCGGUGUCAGAGGACAACCUGGACAGCCCCGUUCGCCGCCUUGGAAAGCCAACAAAGACCUCGGUCUAUGCGCCUUUCUCCUUCCGCCAGAUUGCUGAGUUCAUUAUACUGCUGCCCCUCAAUUUCGUGCCGUAUGUAGGAGUACCAAUGUUCCUCUUUCUUACUGGAUAUCGCGCGGGGCCCUUCCAGCACUGGCGGUACUUUCAGCUCCUGGAAUUUGACCGUAAGCAAAGAGAAAAGUUCGUGGGCAAGUUGAGGUGGCAGUAUACAUGGUACGUUAAGUCAGAUGAAGCACCCUGCAUCCUACUGACAACCUCUUAGGUAUGGUACCAUCUAUCUGUUG